AUGAAUAUUGAAGUCCCAAUGGAUUGGCGUGUUGCCGUUGAAAAGAUAAAGCCACCGGGUCCUUCAUAUGCUGAUAAUAUACCAGAUGAAAUGCCCGAAUUUGAGAAUUAUCAAAAUAUUUUAGAUAAUGAUACCACUCUAAAAUAUAUAGAUAUCAAGCGCGAUAAAACAGAAAAGAUGAUAGAAUCAGCAGAAUACUUAAUUGAUAAGAUAAAAGAAUGCAAAGAACAGCUACAACUUGCUGAAGAUAAAAGAAAAGUUAUUUCCGCAAAUGCAGAGCUUAUUCAUGGUGAGUGUGAUUCACAGCUAGCAGCUGAACAGAGAUUAGACAUAUUUGUACGCUCAAUUGAUUCAAUUUUACAUUAUUUUGAUGAUUUAGAAAAAAUUACAGUAGAUUUCAAAUCACCCAUCUUUUCGGUUCUCAGUCCAGAUUUCCAAAACAACCUCAAAAUUAUAGAAAACGGAAUUAGAUUUUUCGAAGUUAAUCCAAAAUUCAAAGAUUCAAGAAACUAUUAUCUUAAAUAUCAGUCAAAUCAACAGAAAGUUACAGAUCUCAUCAAAGAUUUCAUGUCUACAACAUUUAAUCGCAUAUCAUAUUUAAUUCUUUUGAAUAAGAGAGAUGAAGCUCAAUAUAAGAAUGAUAUAUACGUAAAAUUCAUUACUGAUACAAAUAGAAUACGCAGAUUAUAUACAAUGUGCGAAAAAACGCCAAAUUUCUUAGAUAUUUUAAGCAUUUACAAAGACACGAGAAUUAAGUUACUGACUCCGAUUCUUUCAGUUCCUAUUUGUGAGAUUUCCAAUUUAAGAAGUCGUGCAAUGGAAAUUUUAAAUUAUUGUCUGAAAGAACACGAGUUGUGCAAGAAUUUCUUUAAUUUUGAUGCUCACCCGUCAUAUGGAAAAUGUUUUGCUGAUUUAGUUUCGAAUAUUGGCCAACUUUUUUAUCAAUCUUGUAUUUCUACCUUAUUAAGAGUUACAGACGUCAAAGAACUCUCAAAUGCAUGCAUAGUUUUAAGUGGGCAGAUGCUCCAAGAUGAAAUUAGCCGCACACCGAUCGGUUCUGAGAAACUUCGGAAAUAUUUUUCAACUUUACUUUCAGAUGCUCAAGAAAGACUAUUGUUUAGAGUUGAAUUAUCAUCCCAGGAAGCAACAUCUGACCCUCAAAAUGCUUCAUUGAAGACAAUUGACUUAUUAUCUUUAUUAUACUACGCAUUACCUCCUGAAACGUUCGGAGAAGUCGCCUGUCAGCUUCUUACCAAUUGUCUACAGACGAUUAUCAAUGAAUCAAAGAAGUUUAAAGAGGAUCCAAUUGAAUCUGACGCUUAUUUACUCGGCCACUUAUUGAUCCUUAGGGAUCAGCUCGGAAACUUCGAUUCCAAGUUCGUUGGAACAACCCAAUCCAUCGAUUUCGAACCAGUUACCGAGUAUUUGUCGAGAUUAUUAAGGUUUGAUUCAACUGCUUAUCAAUUGAAGGGCGAAAAGGGUCUUUUAUAUAGUGUUGCCAAUCUAACAAGGGUUGUUUCGUCAACUAUUGAUGCCAGAAAGGAUUUGGAGAGCCAAACAUCGUUAACUUUCAAAUCUUUGACUUCAAAUGCAACUCAAAUGCUUGUUCAGCCACUUGUCAAUCUUAUUGCAAGAAAAGGAAAGGAGAAAAGCCAGAUUCUUUCAGCAAUUGAAGGUGUAAAAACAAUUGUUUCAGAACAUUUCAAAACUUCCAUUGCUUCAAAGAUUACAGCUCACAUUGAGAAAAAGGACCACUUACAAGCUGUUUUGGAGAUCUUGAAAGCAGAAUUAAUCAAAGUUUUGAACGAAUUUAUUCAAUUUGUAGGUGAAGUUGAUGAAGAGACCAAAUUGCAAUUAGAUUCACUUGUCAAACUAUUUAAUGAUUUAUCUUUAUAA
This is a messenger RNA of Trichomonas vaginalis G3, 1896 nucleotides long. Its product is annotated as intra-Golgi vesicle-mediated transport. Gene Ontology annotation, biological process: intra-Golgi vesicle-mediated transport; Golgi organization; intracellular protein transport. NCBI's taxonomy places the organism in Eukaryota, Parabasalia, Trichomonadida, Trichomonadidae. Gene Ontology annotation, cellular component: membrane; COG complex; cis-Golgi network. Bases 1 to 1896 code for a protein of 631 amino acids. The transcript has a single exon. The record is from RefSeq and is a predicted model, not a curated record.